UGGCGGCGGCAGCAGCAGCGGCGGAGCACCCACAGGAAAGCCAGCCGAGCGCAGUGUGACAGCUGCUGGGUCUUCCGGCCAGCCAGAACCGACGAUUCCAGCCCUCAGUGCCCACGCCUGAAGCUUCGAUCCACUACCUGUCCCACCAUGCUUUCCUGUGAUAUCUGUGGUGAAACAGUAACCUCAGAACCAGAUAUGAAGGCUCACCUUCUUGUUGUUCACAUGGAAAAUGAAGUUAUUUGUCCAUUUUGCAAGUUGUCAGGUGUGAGUUACGAUGAAAUGUGUUUUCAUAUUGAAACUGCUCAUUUUGAACAGAAUAUACUAGAAAGAAACUUUAAGAGGAUAAAUAUGGUACAGUAUGGAACUUCAGAUGACCGGGAUAAUACCCUGCCGUGUAGAAUGGACGUUAAUGCAAGUAUUCGUUCAGCUUGUGCAUCUAAUCAUCUGAAAAGUUCCACACAAAGCUUGACUAAGGAUGGUACAUUAAAACAUGAAGCCUUUUAUUCAGAGAACUUCACUGAAUCUGAAAAAAGUGGAGAAAAACAGUCUGGCCUAACAGAAAUAAAAGGAUCAAUUUAUGAAACCAUGUAUAGUCUUCCUGAAUGUCCAUUCUGUGGAAAAAUAGAGGAAUGUAGCCAAAAUAUGGAAACUCAUGUGAAAACAAAGCAUGCCAAUCUUUUAGACACUCCAUUAGAAGACUGUGAUCAACAACUCUAUGACUGCCCUAUGUGUGGGCUCGUUUGUACAAAUUACCAUAUACUCCAGGAACAUGUUGACUUGCAUUUAGAAGAAAGCAACUUUCUACAAGGUAUGGAUAGAGUCCAGUGUGCUAGUGAUCUAGAAUUGGCUCAACAGCUCCAACAGGAAGAAGACAAACAAAGGCUAUCUGAAGAAUCAAGACAAGAAAAAGAAGAAUUUAAGAAGCUGCAGAGACAGUAUGGUUUAGAUAAUUCUGGAGGAUACAAACAACAGCAACUACGAAAUAUGGAGAGAGAAGUCAAUAGGGGAAGAAUGCUGCCAUCUGAAUUUCACAGAAGAAAAGCUGAUAUGAUGGAAUCAUUAGCUAUUGGUAUUGAUGAUGGAAAGACAAAAACUUCUGGAAUUAUUGAGGCACUUCAUAGGUAUUAUCAGAAUACUGCCACAGAUGUGAGGCGUGUGUGGCUUUCUACAGUAGUGGACCACUAUCAUUCAUCUUUAGGUGACAAAGGUUGGGGUUGUGGCUACAGAAAUUUCCAAAUGUUACUUUCAUCAUUAUUACAAAAUGAUGUUUAUGAUGACUGCUUGAGAGGUAUGUCCAUUCCUUGUAUUCCAAAAAUUCAAUCUAUGAUCGAAGAUGCAUGGAAAGAAGGCUUUGACCCUCAGGGGGCCUGUCAACUUAAUAACAGGUUACAGGGAACAAAGGCUUGGAUUGGAGCAUGUGAAGUAUAUACACUCCUGACCUCCCUAAGGGUAAAGUGCCGUAUUGUUGAUUUUCACAAGUCAACUGGUCCUUUGGGUACACACCCUCGCUUAUUCGAAUGGAUAUUGAACUAUUACUCUUCAGAGAGGGAAGGAAGUCCAAAAGUAGUGUGUACAUCUAAACCUCCUAUCUAUCUUCAGCAUCAAGGUCAUAGUCGAACAGUUGUUGGAAUUGAAGAGAGAAAAAAUAGAACUUUAUGUUUACUGAUAUUUGAUCCUGGAUGUCCUUCUCAAGAAAUGCAGAAAUUGUUAAAACCAGAAAUAGAGGCUAGCAGUCUCAAGCAGCUUCGGAAAUCUGCGGGAAAUUUAAAACAUAAGCAAUACCAGAUAGUGGCAAUAGAAGGUAUUCUUUCUCCAGAGGAAAAAAUUGCCAGGAAACAAGCUUCUCAAGUGUUUACAGCUGAGAAGAUUCCUUGAAGAAUUAAGAAUUUCAGUGAUUGUGGGACUAUACUUCUUCAAAUUGAGCUCUUUAAUAGAACUUAUGAAUCUGUGAAUUCUCUAAUGCCCAACAUAUAACUUAAUUUCAAAAAUGCAUAUAUUAAAUUAAAAUUUAGUACUUCAUUGUUUAGCAGUUCUUUCAAUAAAAUAUCUUAUUUUCA
Molecule: messenger RNA, 2057 nt
Organism: Tupaia belangeri chinensis (Chinese tree shrew)
Lineage: Eukaryota; Metazoa; Chordata; Mammalia; Scandentia; Tupaiidae
Gene: ZUP1
Product: zinc finger containing ubiquitin peptidase 1
Exons: 10
Coding region: 148-1875 (575 amino acids)
Source: RefSeq, a predicted model, not a curated record